AUGCAGAUACGAGGAACUGGAGGUUCAGCAGGCAUUCGUAAGGGCGUCUACUUUGAGGCCGGUAUCCAUGCUCGGGAAUGGAUUUCACCCGCUACACUCAUUUAUAUCACCAAAACACUCCUUGAAGAUUACAUGACGGGUGAAUCUACGGCAGUGAGAUUCCUUGACACAUUUGACUGGUAUAUUGUACCUUCUCUCAACCCAGAUGGAUAUGUCCACACAUGGACAAAGGAGCGGAUGUGGCGCAAGACUCGAUCGAAUAAUGCGGAAAGUGCAUUUUCUGGUUGUACAGGGACUGAUGCUAAUAGAAACUGGCCAUACGAAUGGGGAGGUAAAGGAACUAGUUCUCACCCUUGCUCCAAUCUGUACCAAGGCAGAGGAUCUAUGUCCGAAUUGGAGGUCGAAGCUGUGGUCGAAUUUCUCCGCGAUAAGAAGGAUAAAGGCCAAGAUUUCGUUUGGUUUAUUGACUGGCACAGUUAUGCCCAGUAUAUCGUUACACCGUGGUCAUACUCUAGAGACGCACCAGACCCUCCUAACCUCAAGAACAUGUUGGAGGCAGGACAGGUAAUGGCAGAUGCAAUAGCUAGCUACAAGAGCAAUACUUUCUAUGAAGUAGGAACGACAGCUGAGUUAUUAUACGAAUUUAGUGGGGCAAGCAUCGACUGGAGUUAUGCACCAUAUAACAAGUAUGACAGGACAGCAGGAGGUUUAGAUGUACCUUAUUCUUAUGUUGUGGAGCUUCGUGAUAUCAACAAGUACGGGUUUAUACUCCCAGAAGACCAGAUUGAGGAUUCGGGAAAAGAGAGCGUACUCGGUGUCUAUGCGAUGGGAACAUACAUCAUUGAUGUUCUCAGCGCUGAGGGAAAACUCUAGGAAAAAACUAAUAGAGAUGCUGCAAGACUGUUGUGUCAUAUCUUGGACAGAAUGACAUCAAAAUCGAGUAUAUGUUAUAAUCAAAGAACUCUCUGGGGCAUGGUUCAUAGCAUGAAGCCAGGCAUAGUAAUAUUGCUGCUAUACACAUCAACAACUCUGAUGAGAUUGGAAAAUAAAUAAAAAAGAAGAAGAAAAAACACCCGAUGUUUUAAUGUUGUACAAUAAGCUGCUAAUCCAUGUGAUCAAAUUUUGAUUUGAUUUUAUUUUCUUCUACAUAACAAUAUAAUAUAACAUAGAUAUAACAAAUACAUAUAUUGAAAAUAAUUCAGGCAUAUAUCAUUUAGCUUAGAAUUAGUAGCAGAAGAUAAAUUGCCAUUGUAAGCAACAACAAAAAAAUGCUUGAAAACUAUGACAAACUGAAACAUAUAUUAACCAUUUAAUCAUAUUAUGAGCAGAAUGGAUAUGUAUAAUAUUAAAAAGAGAAGAAAAAAUC
Messenger RNA from Lytechinus variegatus (green sea urchin), 1366 nucleotides. Its product is annotated as carboxypeptidase A4-like. The record is from RefSeq and is a predicted model, not a curated record. Bases 1 to 873 code for a protein of 290 amino acids. NCBI's taxonomy places the organism in Eukaryota, Metazoa, Echinodermata, Echinoidea, Temnopleuroida, Toxopneustidae. Gene Ontology annotation, biological process: proteolysis. The transcript has 8 exons. Gene Ontology annotation, molecular function: zinc ion binding; metallocarboxypeptidase activity.